This is a messenger RNA of Trypanosoma conorhini, 1086 nucleotides long. RefSeq names its product putative cell cycle sequence binding phosphoprotein (RBP33). The record is from RefSeq and is a predicted model, not a curated record. Lineage: Eukaryota; Euglenozoa; Kinetoplastea; Trypanosomatida; Trypanosomatidae. The coding region runs from base 1 to 1086 and encodes 361 amino acids. The transcript has a single exon. Gene Ontology annotation, cellular component: cytoplasm.
AUGGAGAAGACUUCCUUCCAGGAUGUGACAAAUACGGCACCGAGCAAGCGCCGGGCGCUUCCGCAGAGCGAGACACACAAGUCCGGGGAGAAGCUCGUCGUCACUGGCGCCAGCCUUGAGGAACUGUCGAGGAAGGUGGAUGAACUCUCACACAAGUUUGACGUCAUACACGACUUGUUGUCCAUGUUGGUGGUUCAGCAAUCGCAGUCGUCUUUUCCAAGACACGUGGCGGAGUCUGCAGAACCCCCGCUUCCUGCGUUUUGCGAGGAGAAAAAUGUGGUAUCUUUGUUUAACACCGCCCUCCAACAGCAGCAUCCCCAUGCGCAUCGGGGCGAUGCCGCACGGGAUGCCCAGCUGCCUGACGCGGCAACGGCCGAAGCACCAACUCCAGAGGUGCCGAGGGCGGUGGAGACGAGGGGCUACGCUCAUAAGAAGUCGCCCCCACCUGCAGUGGCGGUCCCGGGUGGAGGGCGUGGUGCCGAACAGCCUAGUUGGCCAAACUGCGACUGUUUCAUUGUAUUGGUGGAGUUCAAGUGUCAACGUAUGAAGCGCUGCGAGAGCAAUAUUUUCAUUGCCCCUGGCCAGUACGCAAUAGUGCAGGGUGACCGGGGGCUUGACUGCGGGGUUGUGAACCAGUGCAGCGAGUGGAGCGCGGAAAAGGGCUGCUUCGUUCGCGAGGCGAGCCUGGACGGCACCGUGGUGAAUGUUGCCCGAAUGAAGUCGGAUCUCAGUCGCGUUUUGCGCGUGGCGAGCGAGGAGGAGGUCGAGCGCCUCUUUGGUGAGAUUUCCCGGAAGGAGAACCUUGCACUGAAGACGUGCCGAGAGAUUGUCACACGUCUUAGGCUUGAAAUGGAUGUGGUGGACUGCGAGUACCAGUUUGACCAACAGAAGAUCAGCUUUUACUACGAAUCCUCCUGCUCCAUCGACUUUCGGCAGCUUAACAGCGAGCUCUACCGCAUCUUUGGCGUGCGCAUUUGGCUGCAGAAUGUCAACAACGCCGUGAAGAACGUCGUGCCUGCGGGGGCCAUGUCCAAGGAUGACAAGGCCCAGUACCGGAGAAGUGGACUGCACCCACCACUAAGAUAG